Molecule: messenger RNA, 945 nt
Organism: Meloidogyne enterolobii
Lineage: Eukaryota; Metazoa; Nematoda; Chromadorea; Rhabditida; Meloidogynidae
Source: the annotation of a GenBank genome assembly
AUGAGCCAAUUAAAAUAUUUAUCAUUGAGGGGGAAUCGUUUAAAAUUAAUUGAUAAUCAGAUGUUUGGAAAUGGACAAAAUAAUAGGGAAAAAUCAAAGCAAAGUUUAGAACAUUUGGAUUUGUCAAAUAACCAAAUAGAAAGAAUAUCUCCAAAUUCCUUUCAAUUAUUAUCUUCUCUAUUAACAUUAAAUAUUUCUUUCAAUCAACUCCAUUAUCUCUCAGAAAAAACAUUUUUGGGAUUAAAUAAAUUAAAAAUACUGGAUUUGACGAGAAAUAGAAUUUCAAAAUUGGAAAAAAUAAAAAUUAAAAAGGAAGGAAUUAAUUUAGAUAAAAGUUUAUUUGAAGGAAUUGAAAAUUUAGAGGAAUUGAAACUUGCUGGGAAUUUAUUGGCUGAGUUACCACCUCAUACAUUCCAUUCAUUACCUUCACUUAUUAAACUGGAUUUAAGUUCAAAUUUAAUCAGUUAUAUUUCUUCUGAUGCCUUUUCUGGAUUGAAAGAAUUACGAGAAUUAAGACUUGAAAAAAAUUUGCUUUCUUCGUUUGUAUCUGAAUCGAAUAAUAAUAAAAUUCCAACAGAGACUAAAAUUAAAAAUUUGUUUCCCCAAAAACUUGAAUUUUUGGACCUUUCUGGAAAUUCUUGGAUGAAGAUUCCUCCACUAAAUAUUUCAACUUUAAAAAUACUAAAAAUUGAAGAAAUGGUUCAAUUAAGAGAAAUACAAGAGAAUUCUUUCACUUUACUUCCAAAUUUAGAAACUCUUUCACUUGCAAAUUCAAUAUUUCUUUCAAAAAUAGAUCAAAAAGCUUUUGGAAAUUUUUUAGAAAAUAAAUUAGAGACAAAUAUUAAAUAUUUGGAUUUAUCUAAUUGCCAAUUAUCUAAUUUAUCUGUUUUGCUUUUGGACUGGAAAAAAAUUAAAAUGUUGAAAUUGGAAGGUAGAAUUGAAUAA